CAGCAAGCCUAGAAUUCCCAACCAAUUCCGACUUGCGUUGAAACUCCGCACCAGGAGGCACAAUACCCUCUCCAACCAAUUGAGACGGAACGAGAUACGACGCCGCAGUGGCGAUGCUGCAUGGGCUAAGUGGGGGGAUAUCUCGCGAUCUGAGAGAGUAGAAUGCCACGGCGCAGGACACCACCAUUCCGGCAAGAAGGCCCUCGAGGAUGCGCGUUGAGAUAGCGCUCUGCUUCAACCGUGUGACGUUGGGGUUGGUGAGGGUGCCGGAGAGUGUGAAGGGGUGUUGUUAUUAUUGGGAUGCGAGUGUACGAGGAGAGUGUCUGGGCGAGAAGGAUGCGAAAGGUAUGCGUCGCAGCGUCUACUACCUUGAGGGGCUGCUCGGUCAAGUCGGUGGUGGUGACAUUGUUGCCUUCCAUCACGGCAGACUAGAACUGGUCGUAUCCUUUGGAAGUAUCGUUUCUGACGGGGAGCAUGUACAUGAAGUUGUCUUCGUAGGGCUCGUAGUGGGGGAUGAACUGCUGCCGGGAAGACUCGAUAGGGUCGGCUGUGGUGAUGGUGUGGUCUGGGAGAGAGUAUGUGACGUUGACAUCGAGGAUGUCGAUGGUUGCAUUGCAGGCGUAGGAAUGGAUCUGGUCGGUAGAGUGGUCGUCCAGCAGAUAGCCAAAGUUCAGAACCACCCUCGAGCAGGUCUCAUCCUUGAGUUGUGUGCUGUCGUACAUUCCAAGGUAACCGCCAAUAUGUGCGUUUUCGGGUGUGUAGAUUGUACCGUACCUUUCGCAUCCCUCUGCGAAAUCACCAUCAGGUAUGAAAUCCUCCGGGUCAAAGGUCAGGGACUGGCUGACCAUGGGGAGACAGUCGAGGUUCCCCCGGAGAGCAGGAACCGUUACCUGUAGAGACCGAUCUGAAGGUUCUUUUUACCUCAUUCUCCAGAAUGACUUUAAUAAUCCACUGCUGACUGCUAUGUGGAUUGGUCAAGUUGGCAGGAGUAAAGAAUGUGUCGAAUUCGGAGCCUGGCAUGUGUAGCUCCUUAUGCCCAAAGAACCAGAAUGGAUCCCUCGAUGUCUCCAGGCUAGAUAGUAAGCCUAAACUCAGGUCUAUUGGCGAUGGACUGGGUGGCAUCUCUGCGCUGUUCGAUGAGAUUGGGUGGAAGGUUUUUGCUUUGCCUGAGGCUGUAAUGGAAACAGACUGUCGAGUGAUAUUGUAGGUCGGUGCACAGGCAAGAACCUCCUGUUUGUCCACUGAACUACUGGUGUUGCAAUGAG
Molecule: messenger RNA, 1265 nt
Organism: Aspergillus wentii DTO 134E9
Lineage: Eukaryota; Fungi; Ascomycota; Eurotiomycetes; Eurotiales; Aspergillaceae
Exons: 1
Coding region: 210-896 (228 amino acids)
Source: RefSeq, a predicted model, not a curated record